AUGCCCAUGAAUAAUAGCUAUACCACUGCUGUUGCAUCAACCCCUUCACCUAUCUUGUUCCCAGCAGGAUCACCGACACCCAAGCUGGCAUGUCAUACACCCAGCAAAAAGCCGCCUUCACCAUUUGACUGGGCAACCGAGUGCUUAAAGCAUCACGAUGAAGCUGAAUGUGAAGCAACAGCCAGCUGGCAUUUUGAAGAAAUCGAACGUAUCGGCAUGCAGUUGGAAACUGAUCCGAUGGUUUUGGAAAGGUUACGAGAAAAGGCAAAUCCGACACCAGAAGAGCGUUAUGUCUUGAAAUGGAUGGAUGAUACAAAGAGUGACAAUGAACACAACGCAUCGCUAUCAGAAGAGCAACAACAACAACAAGGUGUAGCAACCACACCGGCAGCUGUAAUCAUAUCAAGAGCUAGGAAUUUACGUAACUUUUUUACCCGAUUCACAACGAAGCGAUCAUAA
Molecule: messenger RNA, 459 nt
Organism: Lichtheimia ornata
Lineage: Eukaryota; Fungi; Mucoromycota; Mucoromycetes; Mucorales; Lichtheimiaceae
Exons: 1
Coding region: 1-459 (152 amino acids)
Source: RefSeq, a predicted model, not a curated record